Molecule: messenger RNA, 2983 nt
Organism: Hippopotamus amphibius kiboko
Lineage: Eukaryota; Metazoa; Chordata; Mammalia; Artiodactyla; Hippopotamidae
Gene: GKAP1
Product: G kinase anchoring protein 1
Exons: 13
Coding region: 417-1514 (365 amino acids)
Biological process (GO): signal transduction
Cellular component (GO): Golgi apparatus
Source: RefSeq, a predicted model, not a curated record
GCAGCCCGCAGCCGCGCUCCCCGCCGCGGUUCGCCCGGUCCGGAGCCCCGGGGCCCGUUAGUGCUCGGCGCCCGCUCGCGGGGCCGCCGCGCGACCCCCGCCCGCGCGAGCCCGCCCCUGCCCCCCGACACUUGACCCAGCGCAGUCCCAACGCCCAGUGCGGCCGCCCCGGGAGCCGCGGAGCGGCGGCGGCGGCGGGGGGAGGAGGGAGAGGAGGGCCGAGCCGGCGGCCGGGGAGGCCCGGUUUUGAAGCCGCUUCUCUGCCCGGGUCAGGUCUCGCCCAGUUCUGUUUCUUUAUGUACUUUGCGCGAAUAAGUUUUGGAGCAUCGGUUCACAGCCUGUGGGUGAAAUUUGGCUUUCAUUCAUGAAUGAGGAAUUAUUCUUGAUAGAAGUUUUUUAAAAGAAAAAUCUUUACAAUGGCCUCAGCAGUACUUAGUUCCGUUCCCACUACUGCUUCUCGUUUUGCCUUGUUGCAAGUGGAUAGUGGCAGUGGUUCCGAUUCUGAGCCUGGAAAAGGCAAAGGUCGGAAUACUGGAAAGUCUCAAACAAAUAAAUCAACUACAAAUGAGAAAAAGAGAGAGAAAAGAAGGAAAAAGAAGGAACAGCAACAGAGUGAAGCAAAUGAGCUCAGGAAUCUUGCUUUUAAGAAAAUUCCCCAGAAAUCUUCCCAUGCCAUUUGUAAUGCUCAACAUGAGCUUUCAUUACCAAACCCAGUACAGAAGGAUUCACGAGAAGAAAAUUGGCAAGAGUGGAGACAAAGAGAUGAGCAGCUGACAUCGGAAAUGUUUGAAGCAGAUCUUGAGAAGGCAUUGUUGCUAAGUAAAUUAGAAUAUGAAGAACAUAAAAAGGAAUAUGAAAAUGCUGAAAAUGCAUCAACUCAGUCAAAAGUUAUGAAUAAAAAAGACAAAAGAAAGACUCAUCAGGGAAAAGACAGACCUCUCACAAUAUCACUAAAAGAGUUUCAAUCUGAAGAUCACAUUAGUAAAAAGACAGAGGAAUUGAGUUCUUCUCAGACUUUAUCACAUGAUGGAGGAUUCUUCAAUAGACUGGAAGAUGAUGUUCAUAAAAUUCUUAUUCGAGAAAAAAGAAGAGAACAGCUUACAGAAUAUAAUGGAACAGAUAUUUGCACAGCUCAUGAACAGAACCAGGCAUUAGUUCUGAAAGAUGGAAGAAUUGAAAGACUAAAGUUGGAACUUGAGAGAAAAGAUGCUGAAAUCCAGAAGCUGAAAAAUGUGAUCACUCAGUGGGAGGCAAAGUAUAAAGAAGUAAAGGCAAGAAAUGCACAGUUAUUGAAAAUGCUUCAGGAAGGUGAAAUGAAAGAUAAAGCAGAAAUACUUCUGCAAGUUGAUGAAUCACAAAGUAUCAAGAAUGAGCUAACGAUACAGGUAACUUCACUUCAUGCUGCAUUAGAACAAGAAAGAUCUAAAGUGAAAGUAUUACAAGCAGAAUUAGCCAAAUAUCAGAAGGUUGGUGUAGAUGUGUUUGAACACCAAGAGGGAAGUUAUAAGCAGUAAAAGGAUGAAACAAAGAGAAGCUACCAACACUAUUAAGUGGGUCUGGGUUCCAUGUGCCCCUGAUCUAACCCUCACUCUAAGAAAUGUAUUUUUACAGACAAGUAGUUCCCAAACUUGGCUGAUGAUCAGAAUUUCAGAUUGUUCAACCCACUUCUAAUUAUCAUAAAUAAAUAGGCUGGGACAAAGUCUAAACAUCAGAAUUUUUAAAAUACUACUACUUAGGUGAUUCUAGUGAUUUGAGUGUCAUUGCCAUACCAUAGUUUAUAAAAAUGUAGAAAAAUUAUAAGAUUAUUAUAAAUACAUCAAACCAUUAUUUAUGGUUAAAAUGGAGGGUAGAAUAGUUGUGAUUAAAUUUUCUUUUUUGUAACUUUGUGCUUUUCAUAUUUUUAAAAUGAGUAUUUGCUUUUUGAAUCAGAAUAAGACAGAAAAUGAUGUGUUAAAAGUAAUUAAUGAAGAAUACUUCUUGUUAUUUAAGCUACCGUUCUCUUUUUUUGGCUUAAGUCAAAUACCAUUGAUGGCGUUUCAUUUGGAGCAAAUUAAAUAUAGAUUUAUAUAUGUCACUGAGCAAUAUGAAAAGUAUAAUCUUCUUUUCAACCCACUGAUGAACAAAAUUAGAUUUCUAAUGCUGUCUUGUAUGAACAAAACUAUACAGAACUUGAAUCAGAAAUUGAGUUACCCAAAAGGGUAAUGAAGUGAAUCAACAACUUUGCCGAUCAUAUGGAGUAAAUUGUUUAUUUUGAUCAAAAUUUUUAUUUAAAAAAAAAUCUGGGACAGUGCAGAUGAGCUAUAAAGAAUAAAGAUACUGGUGAUCAUAGUAAGUCCAGACUAGUUCAAAUAGGUAACUGUUUUCUACAACCUACUUUGAUCAUUUGUAAAAAUAACCAUGUAAAAAUAAUUUAGUGGUAUGUUCCUUCAAAUUUGCAACAAACUCAAAAAAGAAGUUGCUUCCUUUUCAUAGUCAGAAGUGCCUUUGAUCUCAUUUAUUCUUAAAAAGAGAAUGUCCCCAAAUGUUAUUUCUUAAAUAAUUUACCCUAUUUUUCUUUACAGGGUGGCAGAAAAGCGAAAAGAAACUCAGAAUCUGACCAGUAUAGGUGAUUCCAUUAGCCUUUGAGGUCAACACAAAAAUUAAAACUUUCAGGGUUUUGCAAAAGUGUAUAUAUUUAAUGCUGUGCAACUGCUAAACUAUGCAGUUUUUGUUGAAGAAACUUAAAAUGAUUAGCUCAUUAACGGUCUAUAAUUUUAUGUCUUUUUGGCUUAAAGUGAAAAAGAAAAAAAUAGAAUCCCAGCAGAACUCAAAGAUUGUUUACUGUUCAUACUUCUUAUCACUUUAGUUUUUCAUCAGUCAAUAAAAUUAAUUUACUCUUCCAUUAUGUUUGAUUUUUUAAAAUUUCAGAAACUGUGUGAAAAUAUUGUUUUGCUUAUAGCACAAUCAGUCGGAUUUAAGCUCAGUGAAUAUUUCCUCAGCACUU